AUGAGCCCCAAGACAUACAAAAUCGCAGUGCUUUCCGGCGACGGCAUUGGCCCGGAAGUGUGCGACCAGGCGGUCCGCGUGCUCACGGCCAUUGGCGAGCUGUGCCAGCACAGCUUCUCGUUCACGCACGCGCUGUGUGGCGGCGCGGCGUAUGACGAGCACCAGGUGCACUUGCCCCAGUCCACGAUCGACACGGUGGCUGCGUCGGACGCCGUGCUCUUUGGCUCGGUGGGGGGCCCCACGGACGCGCAGGAGCAUCCCAAGUGGAAAGACGCCGAGAAGAACUGUCUGCUGGGCCUGCGCAAGAACUUUCAGCUGGCAGUGAACAUUCGGCCGGCCAAGAUCUACUCGAUGCUGCCGGACCUGUCGCCUCUGAAGCCCAGUAUCAUUGCGAACGGAGUGGAUAUGGUCAUUGUCCGCGAACUCGUGUCGGGCAUUUACUUUGGCGAGCACAGCACGAACGGCGACACGGCCGUUGACGUGAUGAAGUACACGGAGGCGGAGAUUACUAAGCCCAUGAAGUUUGCUUUUGAGACUGCAAUGGGCCGCUCGAAGAGACUGACGGUUGUGGACAAGGCAAACGUCCUGGACUGCAGUCGUCUAUGGCGCAAGGUUGCCAGGGACGUGUGCAAGGAAUACCCGGAAGUGAAGCUGGACUUUAUGUACGUCGACAACGCAGUGAUGCAGCUGAUUCAAAAUCCGUCGCAGUUUGAUGUGAUCGUCACUGGCAACAUGUUCGGCGACAUCCUGUCCGAUGCAGCUUCGGUGUUGCCAGGCUCGCUCGGACUCAUGCCCUCGGCCAGUCUCGGUGACAAAGUGCACUUGUUCGAGCCCAUUGGCGGAACAGCGCCUGACAUUGCGGGCAAGGACCUUGCCAACCCGAUCGCACAGAUUUUGUCUGCUGCGUUGCUGCUGCGAUACUCGUUCCAGAUGGAGACGGAGGCCCAGCUGAUUGAGAAGGCUGUGGAGCAGGUGCUUCUGGACGGUUUGCGUACGGGCGACCUGACGAAGGACCAGUCUGCUGUGGUUGGCACGAAAGCGAUGGGUGCUGCUAUCAUUGCCAAGAUGAAAGCGCUGCGUGAUUGA
Molecule: messenger RNA, 1086 nt
Organism: Hyaloperonospora brassicae
Lineage: Eukaryota; Oomycota; Peronosporomycetes; Peronosporales; Peronosporaceae
Source: the annotation of a GenBank genome assembly